Daldinia childiae is the source of this 1653-nucleotide messenger RNA. Its product is annotated as putative oxidoreductase YhxD. The record is from RefSeq and is a predicted model, not a curated record. Gene Ontology annotation, molecular function: oxidoreductase activity. The coding region runs from base 1 to 1653 and encodes 550 amino acids. The transcript is spliced from 4 exons. NCBI's taxonomy places the organism in Eukaryota, Fungi, Ascomycota, Sordariomycetes, Xylariales, Hypoxylaceae.
AUGAAUAAGACUAAGGAAGUAAUCCGUGACUUUAUCGGCAAGUCUGGUCACCAUGAUACUACCGUACACGAGUCGGUUGAGCCAGCCGUUAAGAAGGAGACCAUCAAGCCAAGGGAACAUGAGGAGGUCAACACCGCUGUGAACAAGGAAAUCCAUCAAGAUCAUUAUCACCGUACCGUACAGCCAGUUCACGAUCAAGAGAUUCUCCCCGAGCAGCACCAGCACAAAAUCGGGGCGGUCCAACAUCGAGACUAUGACCACAGGGACCACGACACUACAAAGAAGGCAUUGGCAGCUGAGAAUGAAAAGUUCAGAGAUGAACAAGUCGUCCAGGAUACUAAACACACCCAAAGUCAUGCCCCUACAGUCCAAGGCGAGCAUGUGCACCAUCAUGUCCACGAGACAGUACAGCCUGUGCUUCAUAAAGAAACAAUUCAGCCUAGUGUAGUUCAUACCACGGUACCAAUUCAUGAGACUCACCAUAACCCUGCUCAGCACCACUCUACAACCUCUUUGCCUCCGGUCAGCGCAGAAGAAUACCGACAACGCGGAGGCGCGUUAGCUGGGGAAAAGGAACGCUUUGAUGCUUUCGAAGGCGAGCCAAAGACUAUCCGAGGAACUCUCGAGACCAUGCACGAGAAGGGUAACGGUCUUAAAAACCCCCCGGAUGGUGUUUUCCACGGAGAUUUCGAUCCCCUGGAUGGAGGCCGAGACCACCAAGUGUCUGGCGGGUCAAAGACUGGUCGAACUUCUACCAAAAAUACAGAUCCCGUCAACCGCUUCAAAGAUAUGAAUUUAUCACCGCCCGCUCAAGGUUUCCCUAUCCUCCAGACUAGCUUCGAUGUACGCCCAGACUGCGGCGAGGAUAGCUACAGAGGAACAGGCCGCCUUCAAGGUCUUAAAGCUUUAAUAACGGGCGGAGACUCGGGAGUUGGAAGAUCAGUCGUCAUCGCAUAUCUCCGCGAGGGAGCUAAUGUAGCUAUCAACUAUCUUCCAGAGGAAGAGCCUGACGUGGAUGACCUUGCUGAUUUCCUGAGCGGCGAAGGAUUAUCAUUCGAGCGCAUUCCUGGAGACCUACUUAACGAGACUUUCUGCACUGAGGUGGUUCACGAGGCGGCGAAUCGUCUUGGAGGGAUUGAUAUUAUGGUUCAAAAUGCAGCAUACUCUGGGAUCCUCUCGGGCUCGAAAUGGCAACCUAUCACGAACCAAUCCACCGAACAACUCGAGCGGAUCUACCGUACCAACGUCUUCGCGAAUUUCUUCCUAGCCCGCGCGGCCGUGCCUAUACUGCCUCGAGGCGGUAGUAUAAUCUUCACUACUUCUGAUAUCGUCAACUCACCAAGUAGCACCGCGAUAGAUUAUGGCUCGAGCAAGGCUGCCAUUAGUUACAUGAUCCGCAGCCUCUCAGCGCAGCUCGCCCCCCGGGGAAUCAGGGUGAACGGCGUUGCCCCAGCCCUGAUAUAUACCCCUUUCUUAGCCAGUGCCGGCUUUACGGCGGAGGCAAUCGCUCAGGUUGCCGCAUCAAAUCCAUAUGGUCGUAUAGAGCAGCCGGGUGAGUUGGCCCCGAUAUACGUCAAUCUAGCCGACCCCUUGGAGACAUAUACGAGCGGAAACAUCUGGGCGGCUAGUGGUGGUGUGCCUGGACCAGUCUAA